This is a messenger RNA of Myzus persicae (green peach aphid), 1342 nucleotides long. Its product is annotated as transcription initiation factor IIE subunit beta-like. Lineage: Eukaryota; Metazoa; Arthropoda; Insecta; Hemiptera; Aphididae. Gene Ontology annotation, biological process: transcription initiation at RNA polymerase II promoter. The transcript has 7 exons. The coding region runs from base 414 to 1277 and encodes 287 amino acids. The record is from RefSeq and is a predicted model, not a curated record. Gene Ontology annotation, cellular component: transcription factor TFIIE complex.
UAUAUCAUUAAACGAAUAAUAAAUAGUAAAUACUAAAAUGAAAACAACAAUAUUUAAUAUUUGUACUCUCAAUUUUUAAUCUGUAUUCUGUAUAAUACAAUAACACUAUCAUAAUAUACUUAAUUUCUCAAGUAAUAAAUGAGCUCUAUUAAUAUACAAAAUAAAAAUUAUAUUUUAUUAUGUUCAAAAAAUAGGUAGAGGAAGUAAUCUUUUUUCCAAAUCAACGUAGUUUAUAUGCUAUGAAAAUGUAUAUUCUUUUUCAAGAAUAUCUAGUUCAUUAUUAUUUUUCUGUAAUUUGAAUUUGAAAAACUGUUGUAUUACUGAGUCAUCAAUUCUUAUUUAUGUGUAAUUAUUAACUUCUGGUGGAUCAAUUUAGCUGGAAAUAAAAUUCAGUUGCAUAUAUCUAAGUAAACAUGGAUCCUGCUUUGUUGAGAGAAAGAGAAUUAUUCAAACUUAAAGCUUCAGCUAUUCCUGUAGUUGAAAAAAGGUUAAGAGAAGACAAUAGCAACAAAGAUGAGUUUAAAAGGAAAUCAAAACCAUUACCAUCUAUGCCAAGGCCACCUUCGCCCCCAAAUACUUCUAGUUCAUUGAAUAGCUACAAGUCGUAUGGGCAAAGUUCUCAGUAUAAAUUUGGUGUUCUCACUAAAAUAGUUAAGUAUAUUAGAGCUCGACAUCAGGAUGGAGAUGAUCAUCCGUUAACAUUAGAUGAAUUGUUGGAUGAAACUAAUCAAUUAGAUGUGGGAGCUAAAGUUAAAACGUGGUUAGAAACUGAAGCACUACCAGGAAAUCCAAAAAUUGAACGUACACCAGAUGGAAAAUAUAUGUUCAAGCCUCCUUAUAAACUUAAAGACAGAAAAGCUCUGUUGAAGUUAUUAAAACAACAAGAUUUGAAAGGUUUAGGAGGAAUUAUGAUGGACGAUAUUCAAGAAUCAUUACCUAACUGUGAAAAAGCUCUUAAGCAUUUACAAAAUGAAAUAUUAUAUGUUUGUCGGCCCGGGGAUAAAAAAAAAGUCAUGUUUUACAACGAUAAAUCUGCAACUAUUGAUAUUAAUGAAGAUUUUAAAAAAAUGUGGAGGAGUAUUGCAGUGGAAAAUAUGGAUGAUGAAAAGAUAGAGGAACAUUUGGAGAAACAGGGUAUAAGUUCGAUGCAAGAUAAUGGUAUCAAAAAAGUAAAUCAUGUAAAACGGAAAAAACCAGUGACAAAGAAAAGAUUCUCUAAGAGACCAAGGGAUAAUGAACAUUUAAAAAAUGUGUUGGAAGAUUAUGAUACAUUGUAAUCCUUUAUUUAAGUAUGAUUAUUAUUUUUUUUGUUGUACAUUAAUAAAAAAAAAUUGUAUAUUAA